AUGUAUAUGAAAAAAGUAUUACAAAUGAAAUGUUGCAUUAUCGAAAAUAUUGAUCCUUAAUUGCUAUUAAUUAAUUGAAACUAACAUAUGCUUAUUGUAUUUAUUUCUUUUAGUUUUAAAUUUGAUCAUACUAUUUUUAUUUAGCAACUACGGUUAUGGAACGGUUCCCUUUCGUUUCAAUAUUGGCAAAAACCGGGAGUAGUUAGAUUAACCAAAGUAUACAUAUUCAAUGUAACAAAUGCAGAAAACUUCUUGCAAUAUAAUGAGAAGCCAAAAUUGCAAGAGGUUGGUCCAUUCGUAUAUAGGGAAGAUAUGGAGAAGGUGAACAUUGUUUUUCAUAAUAAUGGUACUGUAAGUUAUCAACACAAGAAGAUAUUAAACUUUGAACCAGAGAUGUCAAAAGACAAGAAUCUCAAAGUAAUAGUACCAAAUAUUCCUCUGCUUACUUUGUCGACACAAAGUAAGGCGCUACCUCGAAUUAUUACUCUGGGAUUACAUAUGUUUUUAAGCGGAAUGCAUAUGACACCAUUUGUUCCAGUCACUGCGCAAGAACUUGUUUUUGGAUACAAUGAUCCACUAGUUAGCAUUGCAUAUCGAUUUUUCCCGAAAACAAGACGCCCCAUGAGUCAAAUGGGACUUCUCCUCGGGAGAAACGGUACAUUAGAGGAAGUGUCCACUAUCUUUACAGGGCAUACGGAUAUGAAAGAAUUUGGAUUAAUAAAUCGUUUAAAUGGAUUAGAUCGUUUGCCAUAUUGGCCAAGCUCGCCUUGUAACUCUAUCCGUGCUUCAGAAGGAUCGUUUUUUCCACCUCGUGAUAAAACUGGUGCAGAUACCAUACAUAUUUGGGAUAAAGAUCUUUGUCGCACUUUACCUUUGAAAUAUCGUGGUCCAACUGAAAAAUCAGGAAUCAAAGCAGAUCUGUACACACCUCCUGAUACUGUAUUUGGACGUCCGAAUGAAAAUGCACCGGAAAAUGAAUGCUUUUGUUCAGAUGACAUGUCGACUUGCCCUUCGAAUGGAUUACAAAAUAUUAGUCCUUGCCAAUACACUGCACCAGUUUAUCUUUCCUUCCCGCAUUUCUACAAAGCAGAUCCGAUGUUAUUAGAUGCGGUUCAUGGGUUAAAACCAAAUCCUGACAUACAUAAAACAUACUUCAAAAUUCAACCGAAACUUGGUGUACCGUUGGAAGGAAAAGUUCGUGUUCAGUUAAAUCUAAAGGUGGAACAUCAACCGCACAUCGGUGUCGUAUCGAAUUUCCCGGACAUAGUAUUUCCUAUCAUGUGGAUUGAAGAGGGUGUCGAAGAACUGACCCCUUCUAUCCGCAGAUGGAUCUAUUUAGCAACAACGUUUAGCGAUGUUGCUGCGCCUUGUACCUCGUAUGGAUUAAUUCUAGUCGGUGUAGUAAUCAUAUUCAUCGUUUUUAUGAAGGCUUACAACAACCCUAUGUUCACGCACGAAGCGAUCGAGUUAGGUAAACGAACUAUAAGGAGAGGUUCGACGUUGUUAGUGAACGGACAGCACAAGUUAUUAAUUACACGAGAACAAUACGUUUUGCUCAAUAACGAUAACGACGAGACACCAGAACGAAUAGAAGUCUAGUUACAAUUGUAAUAUGAUUAUUUUUUAAUGGAUAGUACUCGAUUUACAUUAAGUGAAUAAGAAUUGCGAAGAGCGACAUAUAACUCGCCUCGUACACCAAAGUUUCUAAUUACCUGAUGAAUACGUUGAUGUAUAAUCGAUUACAAUAGCAUGCGUUUGGCAAACAUUCAAUAAUUACCUGCAUGU
Heterotrigona itama is the source of this 1785-nucleotide messenger RNA. NCBI's taxonomy places the organism in Eukaryota, Metazoa, Arthropoda, Insecta, Hymenoptera, Apidae. The record is from the annotation of a GenBank genome assembly.